GGCACAGUAUACAAUUCCCCAUUGAUCCCAGUCUGAAGAGCACAUCGCACUAUCUGGGUGCUGCAUCCUAAACAUGUCAGACACAGAAGAUGCUACAUGCGAGGGGCAACAUGCUGCAGGGGAAAACGAAGGAGAGGACGCAAAGCGCAAAAAGCCUGGUUUCGUGCCCGGCUUGACAGCUCCCAAAAUCCCAGAUGGAGAAAAAGUGGACUUUGAUGAUAUUCAUCGAAAACGAAUGGAGAAGGACCUGAACGAGCUCCACACUCUGAUCGACGCUCACUUUGAGAAGCGUAAGAAAGAGGAAGAGGAGCUUCUUAGCCUCACAGAUCGCAUCGAGACACGCAGGUCAGAGAGAGCAGAGCAGAUGAAAAUCAGGGCAGAGAGAGAAAAAGAGCGCCAGAACAAGAUUGCUGAAGAGAAAGCUCGAAAAGAAGAGGAAGAGGCGAAGAAGAAAGCAGACGAAGACGCCAGAAAGAAGCUGAUUCUGGCCAACUUGAGUUUUACUGGGUACAAGCAGGCACAACCUGGCCAGAAGAAACAAACGGAAAGAGAAAAGAAGAAGAAGAUCCUGAGUGAUCGACGCAAAGAGUUAAAUAUUGAACACAUGAAAGAGGACAAACUCAGGGAAAAAGCCAAGGAACUGUGGGAGUGGAUUCGCCAGCUGGAGGCCGAGAAAUUUGACCUUCAGGAUAAGCACGCUAAGCAAAAGUAUGAGGUCACUGUAUUGAGAAACCGGGUCAGUGAUCAUCAGAAAGUUUCAAAGGGUAGAAGAAGCAAGCGUGGCCUGAGGAAGUAACACCUGAAGUCAACCUGAAAGGAACUGGCAACACCUGGCAUUUACUGACAAACAAACGUGGCCUAAUGAUGUUUUCUAAAUACUUGAACACACAAGAACAAAAUUACAAAUGCUCUUAAAUAUUUUAUCUGUGAACAAAGUGCAUGCUGAGUUCAUGUAGCAGUAUAGUGGUUGUAGGCUGGUGUGUUGCAGCUUGUUCAUUACACAGGGAUUUGGCAGUGAGUAAACGUGACUUAAAAGAAUAAAACAUUUAAAAUGUGAUCCCAGUUUUAUGUCCUACCACUAAACCUGUCAUUUCUAGAAUACUAAAAAGUGCAGGUGAGACUAAUUAUCUGGUUCUUGUGUGUACUAGUUUGUGGUUGCACUGAAUAAAAAAAACUUUUUAACAAA
Plectropomus leopardus (leopard coralgrouper) is the source of this 1186-nucleotide messenger RNA. It is a transcript of the gene tnnt2b, whose product is annotated as troponin T type 2b (cardiac). The record is from RefSeq and is a predicted model, not a curated record. Gene Ontology annotation, molecular function: troponin I binding; tropomyosin binding; troponin C binding. Gene Ontology annotation, biological process: sarcomere organization; cardiac muscle contraction; regulation of muscle contraction. NCBI's taxonomy places the organism in Eukaryota, Metazoa, Chordata, Actinopteri, Perciformes, Serranidae. Gene Ontology annotation, cellular component: troponin complex.